Messenger RNA from Emys orbicularis (European pond turtle), 5355 nucleotides. It is a transcript of the gene NHSL1, whose product is annotated as NHS like 1. Lineage: Eukaryota; Metazoa; Chordata; Testudines; Emydidae. The transcript has 9 exons. Gene Ontology annotation, biological process: cell differentiation. Bases 1 to 5355 code for a protein of 1784 amino acids. The record is from RefSeq and is a predicted model, not a curated record.
AUGCCUUUCCCGCUGAGGACGGUGGAGCCCCUGAAGCUGUGCAGGUUGGAAGAUGCCGGAGGAGAUGCUCUGCUGGGACCAGCCAAAGCGGGGGACAAAGAGCGAGCGCAGGCGGCCGGCGGGGCUGGGAGCCGCGGGCGCCGGCGCGGCGCGGGGCUGCUGCUGUUCGGCUCGCUGGAGCAGGUCAGCUCGCACUCGCUGGUCUCCCUGCUCUGGCAGCUCUCCGACCUCUCCCGCUGCGCCAGCGACAUCUUCGGCGAGAUCCAGAGCCAAGCGGACGCCCUGUGUCGACGCAGCGCCCGGCUCCAGCGCCGCCUGGGCUCCCUGCGCGCUCUGAGCGCCCGCCUCGACCACCGCCGAGUUAAAAUCCCUGUCUCCAACCUAGAUGAAGAAAGUAGAUGGACAGUCCAUUAUACUGCUCCCUGGCACCAGCAGGAAAAUGUGUUCCUGCCCUCCACGAGGCCACCUUGUGUGGAGGAUCUGCAUCGCCAAGCCAAGCUGAACCUUAAGUCGGUACUAAGAGAAUGUGACAAGCUGCGGAGGGAUGGCUAUCGAAGUUCUCAAUAUUACUCUCAGGGUCCAACCUUCUCUUCUUCUUCCAGUGCAGCCUAUGGAAAUUACCAAGAUGAUUAUGAAGAAAUUGAACGAAAGUCUAGUCUGUUAGACUGCAUAUCUCAGUCUUGCAUUAGCGCCUGCUGUUCCUUGGUUCCAUGGAGCCUCAAGUGCUCAGUCCCUUCUCCAGAGGAGGAAAAGCUUAUUAGCAUCAAGAGAACUAGAACACCAGUUUCAAAUGAAUGUUCUGAUAUCAACACCCAAACUAACUGGACCAAGUCACUUCCAUUGCCAACACCAGAGGAGAAAAUGCGACAGCAAGCACAAGCAGUCCAAACAGAUGUGGUUCCUAUUAAUGUAACUGGGGAGAAUUUCGACCGCCAAGCCAGCAUUCGGCGGUCUCUAAUUUACACAGACACUGUGGUAAGACGGCCGAAGAAAGUCAAAAGGAGAAAGACUAUUACAGGAGUCCCUGACAACAUUCAAAAGGAGCUAGCAGUUGGCACUGGCCAAAGUGACUUCCGUGGGCAUUCGAUGUAUGUCCCAGAUCACUAUUCCACACUAGGGAGACUAGACAGCUACCGCUCUGCUAUGCAGCGAUCUGAAACCAAGGACACCAGCUGCCAGACAGAAGAAGUCAAAGUCGUGCCCCCUUCAGUGAGAAGAAUACGAGCACAGAAAGGACAAGGGAUUGCGGCCCAGAUGUCUCAGUUCUCCAGCUCAUCUGGAAACAUGUCUGUGAUGAGUGAUUCCGCUGGGGUUAUAUUUGCCUCUCGCCUAAAUAACGACAUGGGUUUUCAUAGCCUGCCUCGAUCUGGAGCAAGAGUGUCUCUGCAGUCACUAGACCAAAGGCAGAGCAUCUCUAACCAGGCAGAAGGCAUCGCUGGCACUUUGUCACACCAGAUAAGCAAGUUGCAGGUUGAUAAUAGUGUGGUCCAUAUGAGGAAUAACCCUAGGACUGAGACACUGCCAAGGCCAAAGUCCCAAGAGGUGAGAAGUUAUGAGAGUGAAAAAGCUGCAAGCCCGGCAUGUGUGGUCUCUCCUCAUGCCACAUAUUCAACCAGCAUCAUACCAAAUGCCACGAUAUCAUCCUCUUCAGAAGUUAUUGUGAUUCAUACCACCCAGAGUGCUGGACCAUUGGAUAGUAAAAUCACCAGCUCACCUUCCUACACAAAACCCAGAGACAGUCCUGUUGCCAACAGUGCAGUAAGCAUGAAAGAAGAUCACCAUUCUUCUAGCGGUAACUGGAGUGAGAGCAGCUCAACGCGCCACUCCCAGACCUCAGACACUAUCUCGUCUAAUGCUACCAUGAUGCUCUCCCUUGGUGACUCAGCUGUAUCCCUCAGCACUCCAGGAAAUGUGGAGAAUACAUCCCAAAAUAUGAGCUAUAGCUGUAGAAACAAUCUCCCUUUCCCAGGCCACUCCCAGGAUAGCGAUGGCAGAAGUGAAUCCAGUUUUUCAGGGGACAGAUCACAAAGCAACAGUAUAAACAGCACAGAGCACUGGGUGUACAAAUCUAGAGAAAAUGAUGAGACUCCCUCACACAAGCCAACCUGUGCCACUGCAGGUUAUUCCACUCCUGUAAGCAAUGUGAGUAGCAGCAGCCUAGAGAGAACUUCUGUCAAAGAAGAUUCAAGUUCUCUGUAUUCAGUGGACCAUGACGGCUACUACACUACCAUGCAUAUGGACUCUGGACUCAAGUCAGAUAAACUAUGCAAUAGUAAUAAUGGUUUUGGAAACCCCAGGCACAGUGUGAUUAAUAUUUUUGAUGGAAAUGAGAAGAAAAAUCAAGACGAGCGGUCAAGCAACAGUGACAAAUCCCUCAUACGAAACAUAUCUUUGAAAAAAGCAAAGAAGCCACCUCUUCCACCAUCCAGAACAGACUCGCUCAGAAGGGUCCCGAAGAAAAAAACCCAGUCCAGUGGACAGGUACUUGAUGAAACACUAAUUGCUACCCUCCAGCAUUCACUGCAGUUAAACCUUCAGUGCAAAAAUGGUAGUUCCCCAUCCCAAAGUCCAUGCAGUGAUUAUGAGGAUCCCUGGGUGCUGCGCUCUCGUAGCCAGAGCUCCGUCAGCGCAAGUAGCAGCAUGAUGUCCACAACAGCUCCAAAUAUGUACUCUCUCUGUACUGUCACUCCAUCACAGAGUGACACAAGCAGCAUCAGGUCAGAGUAUGCUGACCAAUGGGGUUACUACAGUGACUAUGCUGGCGUGCCAGACGAUCAAUUCAAAUGCCCAGUGGCUCGUUCUGCAAGCACUACAGCCAACCUCAAUGAUUACAGCAUCAGCCACCUCAAUGACGGCUCAAGGGCUUCUAUGCCCCAAGUGGCGAGUGGACUGGCCAAACCAAAGAACACUUCUCCAGAGAAGUCUCACAGAGUCACAUCACCAUCUAGUGGGUAUUCUAGUCAAUCAAAUACACCCACAGCACUUACUCCAGUGCCCGUGUUUUUAAAAUCCAUGUCACCAGCAAAUGGGAAAUCCAAGUUGAAACCGAAAGUGCCUGAGAGAAAAUCUUCUCUGCUAUCUUCAGUAUCCGUCUCUUCAUCCUCCACUUCGCUUUCUUCCAAUACAUCUACUGAAGGGAGUGUGAACAUGAAGAAACUGGACCCAGCCCUGACCUCCCCUCCUGAUGCUGCUGGUCCUCCACCUCCAACACCUCCACAUUCCCCUGAUCAUCCUCUCCCUCCUCCGCCCCCUGCCCCAGCAGAUGGAAUGGAUCUGCCUCCAUUACCAGCUUCUCCCAGCUUCCCCCCACCCCCGCCAGAAGCUAUUAUAAAUCCUUCCUUUCCCCUGAGUGGUCUGUGGUUUCCUUCUCCUCCACAGGAAAUGUCAUUCAGUCCUUUUUCUGCCCCUUCUCCUCCCCUUCCAUCCCCUUCUUCCUCCAUUUUCCCCAAUGUAGUACCUCCACCAGCACCACCUCUUGACCCCAAACUGACACAAGAUGCAACUAAAUUCACACGAUAUUCUUUUAAGAAAUGUAAUCAGGAUGAUUCUGGCUACAGUGCAGUGAAACAGCCAGCCAACAAGCAAGACUCCAGUAGGCCUGUAAUGCCCUUAGUAACCACCAAAGCACUGCAAAUGGUACAACUGAGGUCUGUGAAAAAAUGUACAGGAGCACAGACUGAACAAUCAGCUGGAUCUAUUUCUGAAGCCAACUCUCAGGAAAAAGCAACUGUAAUUUUCUCACCACAGCCUUCUCUAAAACCAUCUCUUUCACUAAGGCUCAGUAACAGCCUGGAUGAAGAGAUGAAAACUCAUAGUCCUUCCUUCAAAAACUUAGUUCAAACUCCUCCUCAGAGUUCACUUCCAGAUCUCAGUGACAGUACACCUGAGAUCAGCAGUGGUCAAAAACCUGGAAAUGCAGCAGGUCUAAUACAAACCUUUGAAGCUGAUGUAUCAGGAACAAACAUUGAAGAAGCACCUCAGUCUCCUGUGCAGAAUGAAAAAUCUCACUCUGGCCUUAUUAGUACACCGUUUCAGGUGCCAUCGGGGUCUCCAAACAAGACUCAGGGUAUAUCACCAAACAAGAAGCCACCUCCUAUUUCGAAGAAACCCAAACUGUUCCUCAUUGUGCCACCUCCGCAGCUAGAUUUUACAGCAGAGAAAAUAGCUAACGUGAGUGAUCCUGUCAGAGGCACAUCAAGUCCAACUAGGAGAGAGAUUGCACAUUGCGAAGAAGCAAAAUAUUGUCUUACAGAUGGACUCAGUUCCAAUGAGAUGGACUCGGGCAGAUUGGUUCCUGAGGGAGGAGCUGCUGGUUCCACCUUCUUUGAAACAGUGGAAACCAAUGUCUGUAUGGUACAGCCUGCAGCAUCACCAGUUCAAGAAGCUCCCAAGCAGGAGCAGCAGACCACUUUGGAUGAAGGAAGCAGUUCAGACAGCAAUGGAGACGACAGCAGUAACACUGACAGACAUCUAUCUCAAGAGGAUGAAAGUGCUGAGGUGUUUGAGACAGACACAACAAAUAAUUCAUCACUGCCAAGCAACAGUUACAGGGCAGGGAGUGAGGAGGUGGCAACGCCAGCUAGACCGAGAACUACUGAGGAUCUGUUUGCAGCCAUUCACAGAUCCAAAAGGAAAGUCCUUGGCCGCAAAGAUUCUGAAGAUGACCGUACCCGCAACCAUUCUCCUUCGCCCCCAGUAACACCCACUGGUGCAUCCCCAAAUCUAGCUUCCCUCAAGCACGCAGGAUCAAUUCAGAGAAGCAUUCGCAAGAGCAGCACCAGCAACGAUAACUUCAAAGCCCUGCUGCUGAAGAAAGGGAGCCGCUCAGACACCAGUUCCCGCAUGUCAGCAGCAGAGAUGCUGAAGAAUACAGAUCCGAGGUUCCACCGAACAAAGUCAGACUCCUCCCUUGAGUUUCCCGACAGCCCUGCGAGCUGUUCCCCCAGCAAGAACAAAAGGGCCCAGGAAGAAUGGGCCAAGAGUGAAGGCCUGAUGCCAAGGAGUAUGUCCUUUUCCAGCACUAGGUAUGGCAGGUCGCGAACACCACCCUCUGCUGCCAGCAGCAAGUACAACGUCCGGAACCGUAUCCAGAGCAGCCCCAUGACUGUUAUUAGCGAGGGAGAUGGGGAAGCAGUCGAACCAACAGAGAGCAGGAUCCGUAGGACUUUAAAAGAGCAGCAAGAGAGCCAGCUCAAUGUGUUUGACAGCGAUGACAUGGACAUGAAUGAUUUUCCGUCUGCUGAGGAGGCCGGUUCCAAUGAGACCAAGGCUCCAACCCACCUAGACUUAAUGACUCAACUGGUAAAACCAAAUGCUUCAAAGAAGUGUCUAAGCCCUUCAGACGAAAAAAGUUAA